CUUGUCCAUUCUAAUUUGACCUCUUUCUUCUUCAGUUUCCACCUCCAAUCUCGCCGGGCCUGGUCGGAAUUCUGAGUGAAGACCCCUUACCGGUGAAGAACUUUCGGCUUCGUUCCAUUGAUCUUUCCGUUCUGAUCUGAAGAUGAAUGACGUAGAUGUUUCCAAGCAGAUCCAGCAAAUGGUGAGAUUCAUCCGCCAAGAAGCGGAAGAGAAAGCGAACGAGAUCACAGUCUCCGCUGAAGAAGAAUUUAACAUCGAGAAGUUGCAGUUGGUUGAAGCUGAAAAAAGGAAGAUCAGACAGGAAUAUGAGCGCAAAGAGAAGCAAGUAGAAAUUCGGAAGAAAAUAGAAUACUCUAUGCAGCUCAAUGCUUCUCGUAUCAAAGUUCUUCAAGCACAAGAUGACGUGGUAAACUCCAUGAAGGAGACAGCUUCGAAGGAUCUCUUGCACGUGAGCCACCACAACCUCCUGCACAUCCACAACCACCAUGUGUACAAAAAGCUUCUGAAAGACCUUAUUGUUCAGAGUUUGAUGCGAUUGAAAGAGCCUGCUGUCCUAUUGCGUUGCCGGAAGGACGAUCUGAAUUUGAUUCAAUCUAUUAUACCCUCAGCUAAGCUGGAGUAUGCAGAGAAAGAAAAUGUUCAUGAACCUGAAAUUAUCGUUGACGAACAAGUCUAUUUGCCUCCUGCUCCUACCCAUCAUCAUGACCAUGGACCUUUCUGCUCUGGAGGAGUUGUGUUAGCUUCUAGAGAUGGCAAGAUUGUUUGCGAGAACACCCUUGAUGCGAGGUUGGAUGUGGUAUUCCGAAAGAAACUGCCAGAGAUCCGUAAGUCGCUUUUUGGACAGGUUGCAGCAUGAUUGGUUGGAUGUUUGUGUGUCAUCACUUGUUUGAGAUUAUAAGGUUAAGAAUUUGACCAUCAAUGAUCGAAACUUUGUUCUAUUUGUUGUUUUGAGUCUCUUCCAUUUAUCAGUUUCUGGGAGGUCAUUAUGCAUUCUAUUGACAAGAUCCAUUGUGUUAUUUGGGACAAACAGAACCAGAACUCUCAGUUCUUAAAUAGUUGUAAAAUAUGACUCAAUUAAAAAAGGAAAGACUGGAGAGGGUUGAUCAUUUUA
Macadamia integrifolia is the source of this 1111-nucleotide messenger RNA. Its product is annotated as V-type proton ATPase subunit E-like. Gene Ontology annotation, molecular function: proton-transporting ATPase activity, rotational mechanism. Lineage: Eukaryota; Viridiplantae; Streptophyta; Magnoliopsida; Proteales; Proteaceae. Gene Ontology annotation, biological process: proton transmembrane transport. The record is from RefSeq and is a predicted model, not a curated record. Bases 143 to 856 code for a protein of 237 amino acids. Gene Ontology annotation, cellular component: proton-transporting two-sector ATPase complex, catalytic domain. The transcript is spliced from 6 exons.